Messenger RNA from Daphnia pulicaria, 1391 nucleotides. It is a transcript of the gene Rpn7, whose product is annotated as 26S proteasome non-ATPase regulatory subunit 6-like. Gene Ontology annotation, biological process: proteasome-mediated ubiquitin-dependent protein catabolic process. Bases 145 to 1314 code for a protein of 389 amino acids. The transcript has 4 exons. Gene Ontology annotation, cellular component: proteasome regulatory particle. The record is from RefSeq and is a predicted model, not a curated record. NCBI's taxonomy places the organism in Eukaryota, Metazoa, Arthropoda, Branchiopoda, Diplostraca, Daphniidae.
UAACGAAAAAACUGUCGACUAACGAAUGAGAGACUUCUGAUUUCUGAGGAUUGCAAAGUUCAUUUUCGUAGCCGGUCGUAAUAUUCUAAUUCUUCUGUAAUAUUAUAUUUUGGGAGAUUUUGUCGAAAGUGUCUGUGGUUUAAAAUGCCAGCUGAAAAUUUGGAACAUGAAGGCCUUGCCAAGAACCCUAACCUAGAGCUUGCUCAAUACAAGUUCUACUUGACACUAGAUCAGCAUAAGAAUGAUGCUUCUGUUAAACAAAAGCUUAUGGAAGCAAUCUGUUCUGAUGAUAUGGCACCAUUUUACGAAGAAGUCUGCAAAGAUUUAAACUGGCCUGUUGAUCCUAUCCUGCUAAGCGGAAUGAAAGAAAGAAAUGAAGCUAAACUUAAAGAGUUAGAUGCUGCUAUUGAAGAUGCUGAACAAAACCUUGGCGAAAUGGAAGUUAGAGAGUCUAAUUUAAAGAAAGCUGAAUUCCUCUGCCGAAUAGGAAACAAAGAUGCAGCUCUCUUUGCUUUCCGCAAAACUUAUGACAAAACAGUCUCUCUUGGUCAUAGAUUGGAUAUCAUUUUUCACAACAUCAGGAUUGGAUUAUUCUAUGUGGAUCAUGACUUAGUAACCAGGAAUAUAGAUCGUGCAAAGUCGCUUAUCGAAGAAGGAGGAGAUUGGGACAGACGCAAUCGACUAAAGGUCUAUCAAGGGCUGUAUUGUAUGGUCAUCAGAGAUUUCAAAGCUGCGUCUGGUUUCUUUUUGGAUACUGUCUCAACCUUCACCUCUUAUGAGCUCAUGGAAUAUUCAACCUUUGUUCGCUACACAGUCUACAUGGGAAUGAUUGCUUUGCCCAGAAAUCAACUACGUGAUAAGAUUGUUAGAGGCUCGGAAAUCUUAGAAGUGCUUCACAGUCUUCCUGAUGUCAAGGACUAUUUGUUCUCGAUGUACAACUGUCAUUACGCCGAUUUUUUCGUUAACUUGGCUAAAGUGGAACAGAUUAUGAGAGAAGACCGUUACCUUGCCGCUCAUUACCGAUUCUAUGUCAGAGAGAUGCGGAUUCAAGGCUACACUCAACUUCUCGAAUCAUAUCGUAGCCUUACCUUAACUUACAUGGCACAAGCUUUCGGAGUUUCCGAAGAAUAUAUCGACAAGGAACUUGCCCGUUUCAUUGCUGCUGGUCGGCUGCACUGCCGAAUCGACAAAGUGGGUGGGAUUGUCGAAACCAACCGUCCCGAUUCGAAAAAUUAUCAGUACCAGUCGACUAUUAAACAAGGAGAUGUGUUGCUUAACCGCGUCCAGAAACUUUCGCGCGUUAUCAAUAUUUGAACGAUUUGCUUUCCGUUCUCAAAAUACUUCUUAUCUUUUUGUUUUUGUAAUAAGUUGAAAUGCAAUUCCAGCGUUCA